Owenia fusiformis is the source of this 309-nucleotide messenger RNA. Lineage: Eukaryota; Metazoa; Annelida; Polychaeta; Sabellida; Oweniidae. The record is from the annotation of a GenBank genome assembly.
CUAUGUUGUUUUCGGAGUAAUACUUGCUCUUUCGAUGGCAAUAGGAAUGUUCUCAGCUUGGAAAGCAAGAAGAAAUAAAAGAGAUGGCCAAACUGAAGAGUUUCUCCUCGGAGGCAGAAACUUACAUUUUAUUCCAGUUGCAUUCUCGAUCAUUGCCACUAGUCUCUCUGCUGUAGCUGUGCUGGGAAUACCAACAGAAGUGUACGUUAAUGGCUCUAUGUACUGGCUUAGGAACCUAUGUGCUCCUAUCGUAGGGCCCUUAGCCGCCCAUGUGUUUGUUCCAUUGUAUCACAAACUACGGUUGACAAG